Messenger RNA from Lucilia sericata (common green bottle fly), 1221 nucleotides. RefSeq names its product phosphoserine phosphatase (gene aay). Gene Ontology annotation, cellular component: cytoplasm. The record is from RefSeq and is a predicted model, not a curated record. The transcript has a single exon. NCBI's taxonomy places the organism in Eukaryota, Metazoa, Arthropoda, Insecta, Diptera, Calliphoridae. Gene Ontology annotation, biological process: L-serine biosynthetic process; dephosphorylation. Bases 349 to 1158 code for a protein of 269 amino acids. Gene Ontology annotation, molecular function: magnesium ion binding; L-phosphoserine phosphatase activity.
UUACAGCAAAUAAAAUCAGUUACAAAUUGCUAGUCUGGCGGGCAACAACGUUGUGUUAAAAUAUAUAUUUUAAAUAAAUUAUAAUUGAUGAAAAUAAAAGUACAAAGAAUUUUUUAGAAAAGUAAAACAUUUGCUGUGAAAGUGAUCUUGAAUUAAAUAAAAGUGAUCUACAAUCAAGAAUACUUUAUGCAAACAUUCUGUUGAGAGCGGGGAAAUUUUUCUUGACAUAUGAAUUAAUUUUAUCGCAAAAAUACCAUAAACAAAACGUGCUUUAUCUAAAUAAAUAGAUAUACUAUAUAUACAUAACGUAUUUUUGCUAAAAAAAGAAAAAUAAAUAAAUUUAUCACAAUGAAUUCUACAAUUGGAUUAAGUCUUGGACGUACAGCUACAAAUGGUUGUGCGACAGCAGCCAUGAAUGGAGCCGCCACUUGUCAUGCAGUAGCAGCUGCUACACUUAACGGCAGUAAUCUUCAUACUAUGGAGACAAAAUGCAAAAAUCCCGAGCUGGCAGCCAAGAUUAUCAAACAAUCGCAUAUUGUGUGUUUUGAUGUUGAUUCCACAGUGAUCCAAGAAGAAGGUAUCGAUGAAUUGGCCGAUUAUUGUGGCAAAGGAUCAGAGGUGGCUCGCGUUACCAAAGAGGCUAUGGGUGGUUCUAUGACUUUUCAAGAUGCCCUUAAAAUCCGUCUAGACAUCAUUAGACCUAGCCAACAGCAAAUUAAGGAUUUUGUCAAACUACGCCCUAGCACCUUGACACGUAAUGUUAAGCGUUUCGUAGAACAACUUAAAGCUGAAGGAAAACAGGUUUAUCUUAUUUCUGGUGGUUUCGAUUGUCUCAUAGAACCGGUUGCCAACGAGUUGGGUAUCCCACUUUCACAUUUAUAUGCCAAUAAAUUAUUCUUCGACUACAAUGGCGAGUAUGCUGCUUUUGAUAUAGAUCAACCUACUUCCAAAUCGGGUGGCAAAGCAGUUGCCAUUGCCCAUAUACGUCAACAAUACGAAGCUGAUACAGUGAUAACAAUGGUUGGUGAUGGUGCCACCGAUCUUGAAGCUGUUCCACCUGCCAAUUACUUUGUUUGUUUUGGCGGCAAUGUAUUGCGCCCUGAAGUACAAAAGCGUGCUCAGUAUUAUGUAACGGAUUUUGAUCAAUUAAUGCAUUGAUUCGAAGAAAUAACAAAGAGCAAUUAAGUAAAUUAUAUAAGAAAAGAAGUAUUUCAUUUAAUA